Messenger RNA from Besnoitia besnoiti, 300 nucleotides. RefSeq lists its product as uncharacterized. NCBI's taxonomy places the organism in Eukaryota, Apicomplexa, Conoidasida, Eucoccidiorida, Sarcocystidae. Bases 1 to 300 code for a protein of 99 amino acids. The record is from RefSeq and is a predicted model, not a curated record. The transcript has a single exon.
AUGGCUGAGGGGCGACGCGUCUUCUUUGCGCUGAAGCGAGUCAGCGCAGGAGAAGGCGACGCGGUCGCGGCGCGCUGGUCGCGGUUCGAGGGGAGGAGCGGAGGAAGUCGCGCGCGGCUCUGCGAGGGGCUGCUACGCUGCCGUGUGAAAGCGGCAAGCAGAUGCGACAGCAACGUUGCCGCGGCAACACAGACAGGCGAAGCCGGGAGAGGGCGGAUAGAGCCCCCGCGGACGCGGCGCCGCUUGCGCAAGAAGGGCGAGGAGGCGGCCUGCCGCGCCGCGCAGGCGCAUGCGGCAUGA